Molecule: messenger RNA, 1003 nt
Organism: Nycticebus coucang (slow loris)
Lineage: Eukaryota; Metazoa; Chordata; Mammalia; Primates; Lorisidae
Product: olfactory receptor 52N4
Exons: 1
Coding region: 22-987 (321 amino acids)
Biological process (GO): G protein-coupled receptor signaling pathway
Cellular component (GO): membrane
Molecular function (GO): olfactory receptor activity; G protein-coupled receptor activity
Source: RefSeq, a predicted model, not a curated record
UAUAAUCGUACCAGACUUAUUAUGCUAAUACUAAAUAAAACAGAUCUGACUCCAGCUUCAUUUAUUCUGAAUGGAAUCCCAGGACUGGAAGACAUUCAGGUCUGGAUUUCCUUCCCAUUCUGCUCCAUGUAUGUUGUGGCUAUGGUUGGGAAUUGUGGACUCCUCUACCUAAUCCGCUAUGAGGACGCCCUGCACAGGCCCAUGUACUACUUCUUGGCCAUGCUUUCCCUCACUGACCUUGUCAUGUGCUCUAGUACAAUCCCUAAAGCCCUCUGCAUCUUCUGGUUUCAGUUCAAGGAAAUUCGAUUUGACGAAUGCCUGGUCCAGAUGUUUUUCAUCCAUACCUUCACAGGGAUGGAGUCUGGGGUGCUCAUGCUCAUGGCCCUGGACCGCUAUGUGGCCAUCUGCUACCCUCUACGCUAUUCAACCAUCCUCACCAAUCCUCUCAUUGCAAAGAUUGGGCUUACCACAUUCUUGAGAGGAGUAUUACUCAUUCUACCUUUUACUUUCCUCACAAAGCGCCUGCCUUAUUGCAGGGGCAACAUAAUUCCCCAUACCUAUUGUGAUCACAUGUCUGUAGCCAAAUUAUCCUGUGGCAAUGUGAAGGUCAAUGCCAUUUAUGGUCUGAUGGUUGCUCUCCUGAUUGGGGGCUUUGACAUCCUGUGUAUUACAGUCUCCUACACCAUGAUCCUCUGGACAGUGAUCAGCCUCUCAUCGGCAGAUGCUCGGCAGAAGGCCUUCAGCACCUGCACUGCCCACAUCUGUGCCAUUGUUUUCUCCUAUAGUCCAGCUUUCUUCUCCUUCUUUUCCCACCGCUUUGGGGGCCACACAAUCCCUCCAUCUUGCCACAUCAUUGUAGCCAAUAUUUACCUGCUCCUGCCUCCCACCAUGAAUCCUAUUGUCUAUGGGGUGAAAACCAAGCAGAUAAGAGACUGUGUCAUGAGGAUCCUUUCAGGUUCUAAAGAUACCAAGUCCCACAGCAUAUGAAUGGACUCUGCCAGGA